UAGGGAGUUCAGGUGGCCAUGAAAAUCCAUUUUGAAUCAUUUCCACUGUGGCCAUGCUCUCAGCAAGUGUUGGAGUCCCAGAAUCCCAGACUGGUUUGGGUUGGAGGGGCCUUAAAGCCCAUCCCACCCUCUGCCAUGGGCAGGGACACCUUCCACUAUCCCUGCUUGCUCCAGGCCUUGUCCAGCCUAGCCUUGGACACCUCUGGGGAUGGGGCAGCUACAGCUUUUCUGGGGUACACAUUGUAGCAUCAAGGAGUUUAAAGUGAGGAUUUUCCUCCCUGGGUAGUGGAUUUAUGCCUGGGAAACACCCAUUCAUCCAGCAUUUCCCUGAGCAUGUCCUUCCCUUGCAGGUGGAGAGUGAUUACUGCCUGCUGCUGGCCCUGCCCUGCGGCCGGGACCAGGAGGACGUGGUCAGUCAGACGGAGUCGCUCAAGGCUGCGUUCAUCAGUUACCUGCAGGCCAAGCAGGCUGCAGGCAUCAUCAACGUCCCCAACCCCGGCUCCAACCAGCCUGCCUACGUUCUGCAGAUCUUCCCACCCUGCGAGUUCUCGGAAAGCCACCUGUCCCGCCUGGCCCCCGACCUCCUCGCCAGCAUCUCCAACAUCUCUCCUCACCUGAUGAUUGUCAUCGCGUCGGUAUGAGCUGUUUACCAGUUACUGACUUUUUAUUAUUUUCAUUUUAAUUUUUUUUUAAUUUUUCCAAGGCCCUGCAGCAAAAAACAAACAAACAACUACAACAACAAAAAAAAAAAGCCCACAAAAAACCACACGAAAAAUUAAUUUUAAAAUAAAACUAAUUCAAAAGAAGGAGAGAAGGUCGUGAAACAAGAAAAUGCUGCCAGAAACCAGCUUCCUGCCCGACGGCCUCGAUCAAACCUUGGAUGUUUACAUGUUGCUUUAGCUUAUGGACAACUGAUGCACUCAGCAGGUGGACUGGGCUUGGGUUCCCGUGCCUCCUUUUUUGGGGAAAAAAACACACAAAAAAGAAAAAAAAAAAAAAAAGAAAAAAAGAUAAAAGGAUGGCUUAUUUUUUUUAACAAAAAAAAAAGGAAAAAAAUAAAAAAGAACCUGAACUGCCUUUGCACUAAAUUAGUGACUCGGACUUUGCACAGUUGGAGACGCUGUGACGUUCUGGAUGUCUUGACACACAUUGACCGCGCCGUGGACGUUCUGCAGGGACUCUGCUGAGAUUUGUGGGUCAAGGAGCAUUUCACAGUCAUUUUUUAUUUUAUUGGUUGUUUCGUUGGCUUUUUUGUUGUUUGUUUUUUUUUUUUCCUUUUGGGGUUGUUUAUUUUUUCGGGGGGGUUAUUUUUUCUGGAUGUGAACCUUCCUCUUCCUCCACCUGCCCCUGCUGCAGCCGUCUUCUCUUCAUCUGGGAUGUACAGUUUACACUGAAAAACAAGAGAAUACAAAACAAACAACAAAACAAAAGGGAGAGCUUUUUUCCUUCCUGGUGGGAUAUGCAGAACUCAGUGGGUGUGUGUAUAUAUAAAUAUAUAUAUAAUAUAUAUAAAUAUAUAUAAUACUGACUUUAAAAAAAAAUCAAAUCCCCACAACAUACAUUUUUUUUUAAUCUGUGCCAAAAAUGUGUUUUCAGAGAAAAAAAAUCUUAUUUUCAUACUCAGAC
This is a messenger RNA of Oenanthe melanoleuca, 1626 nucleotides long. RefSeq names its product spen family transcriptional repressor (gene SPEN). The record is from RefSeq and is a predicted model, not a curated record. The coding region runs from base 294 to 641 and encodes 115 amino acids. NCBI's taxonomy places the organism in Eukaryota, Metazoa, Chordata, Aves, Passeriformes, Muscicapidae. The transcript has 2 exons.